UUAACCUUGGAAUUUGAUUACUGAUGUUGUUGAACAAAUUCGUAUUGGAGAGCUAAUGGUAGAAAGUGAGAUCAAGCAUUCCUAUCAUUAUCAUAAUUUAAGACUCACUUUUAGUGGGAAGACCAAAGAUGAUGAUAGUUAGUGCGAUGGGUGCACGAGACCUAUAUCAACUCCUUUUUAUAGUUGUGAGCAAUGCAAGUUCUUUCUCCACAAAGAUUGCGCUGAAUUGCCUAAAAAAAUGCCACACCCAUUUCACAAGCAUUUGCUUACUCUCCCAAACUCACACAAUGAGUAUGAUUAUUCAUGGUGCGAUGCUUGCGGACGUGUGUAUCAAGGAUUUAGCUACAGAUGCUUCGAUUGCAGGUUCAAAAUUGACAUUCAAUGUAUGUUAUUGUCGGACACCUUGAAGCACCCAAGUCAUGAGCAUUCACUCUUUCUUGUCCACAACAAUGAGGGAACGAGUUGCAGUGCUUGUUUCAGAAAACUACAAUCAAGGGAUGUUGCAUAUAGAUGCAUGAAGCGCUGUGAUUUCAGUUUAGAUGUAGGUUGUGCAACACUACCACUUACUGCUUGGUACAAGUAUGACAGGCAUCCUCUUCCUUUGACUUUUUCUGAUGAUUCUGAGCCUUCUCAACUUUACUGCGAUCUCUGCGAGAAAGAAAGAGAGCCAAAUCGUUGGUUUUACUAUUGUGCUGAUUGUGAUAACUCUCUUCAUCUCAAUUGUGCUAUUGGGGAUAUCCCAUAUAUGAAGCUUGGGAACAAAAUCAAAAGUACAGAUCAUCGACAUCCAAUCACUGUUGUGAAAAACAUCUGGAAUUGCCCUCCAUGUAUGGUAUGUGGUGAGGUUUGCAAUGGGUAGACCCUAGAAUGUGAAGAAUCUGGAUGCAAUUUCACUGUCCAUUGGGGUUGCCGUUGGGGUCUCUGGGAAUCAUUUGAAUGAUAUUCCACUCAAGUUUAAGAAACAGAGAAGCCGCAACAUCACAGGUGUGUUGCGUAGGGUGGAAGGGUGUAGGAGAUUUGGUAAAAAUGGGUGAUGGCCUUAUUGUAAUCUGCAUUAUGUGAUGUUAAUGGUUGUUUGAGCAGUAGAAGGUUGUGUUAGAUGAAACAUGAUUUGUAACCACA
Messenger RNA from Gossypium raimondii (Peruvian cotton), 1122 nucleotides. RefSeq lists its product as uncharacterized. The coding region runs from base 239 to 859 and encodes 206 amino acids. NCBI's taxonomy places the organism in Eukaryota, Viridiplantae, Streptophyta, Magnoliopsida, Malvales, Malvaceae. The record is from RefSeq and is a predicted model, not a curated record. The transcript has a single exon.